UUUGUUCGUCCGUCGGCAUCGAAAAACUAUACGUCUGAGUUUUAAUUUCAUUAUUUUCGCAACUGUUGAAUUGUUCUAUUCUAAUAUUUUAAUACUCUAUAUUCAAAUUCCAAAUUUAAUAUGGCUUAUAAUUCAAGGUCUUAUAAGCAUGUAGUAGAGUGCUCUGUAGUGAAUUGUAUCGGUAAAAAUAAUAGUCAAAUAAAGUUAUUUCGCUUUCCCAUUGGGAGCCCCACUUUACUUAAAGCGUGGUGCUACAAUACAAAACUAAAAUGUGACUCUAUCAACAGCAACAGUCGAUUGUGUAGCCGGCACUUUGACAUUUCUUAUAUUGGAUCUAAAAGACUGAAGUCUGGCGUCAUACCUACACUUUUACUAGGGCAUAAUGACGACUUAAUGCACCCAACAGUAGACGUCAAUAAAUUGAAAAAAAUUAAAAAACAAUGUAUAGUUCAGAAUUGUAAUAGUACUUACCCUCCUGACCUACUUUUUAAAGUUCCUGAAGGAAAAAAAGCCGAUUGGUCUAAAAUAUUGUAUAUCAGUGUACAAUCCAGUGGUAUGCAGUAUAUAUGCUCAAAGCAUUUCAAGGCUGAUAUGGUAAACAGAAGAAGACUUAAAAGUAAUGCAAUGCCCUGCUUACAUCUUUCAUCACAGUUAGAUAUAACUUCUGCAGGAGUCAGCGUUGAGUGUGAAACUGAAAACACCGACGUAAAUUGCAAAAAUUGUGAAAAAUUCUGUCGGUCCCAAAGUUUCUAUAAGUUGAAAUGUUUCAAGUUGCAGCAAGAGUUGGACAAUCUACAGACGAAAUUCACUGAAGAAAAAAAAAGGAUGGAACAAGAAAAGGCAAAUCUGGAGGAGGAAAUAAAAUUAUGGAAAUCACGUUCGAAUGGCAAUUUCAACAAUUAUAUUGAGAUAUCGGUUGCUGACAGUAAAGAGUCUUAAUUACUUAAUUUAUAAAAUUUGGAAAUCAGUUCAAGAAU
Teleopsis dalmanni is the source of this 977-nucleotide messenger RNA. RefSeq lists its product as uncharacterized. Lineage: Eukaryota; Metazoa; Arthropoda; Insecta; Diptera; Diopsidae. Bases 121 to 939 code for a protein of 272 amino acids. The transcript has 2 exons. The record is from RefSeq and is a predicted model, not a curated record. Gene Ontology annotation, molecular function: sequence-specific DNA binding.